CAAAAACGUUUCCGAACGAUCGAGAGGUCUCCUCCCUCUAUAGGGCGGCGCUACAACGCAACCCCAACGUGAAUUUUUCGGAACUUCUCCUUGAUUCUGGCCGAUCCCUUCGUCCUCUCAGUCGUCAACAAGCGGUGGAACCCGGCGAUCGCCCGCCGUGAGAGCAGAAAGAGAUGAGGAAGCGGGAUCUCGGCAUCCUCCUCCUCGCCGCCUUCGCCAUCUUCUUCUCCCUCCAGCAUGAAGGCGAUUUCUCCUUCAAAGAGGCGUGGUACCAUCUCUCCGACGAGUAUCCUAUUAAAUUUGAAGCCGAACGUCUCCCUCCGCCCGUCGUGGUCGAUCUGAACGGCGACGGAAAGAGCGAAAUCCUCGUCGCCACCCAUGACGCUAAGAUUCAGGUCUUGGAGCCUCAUAGGAGACGUGUUGACGAAGGAUUUGCUGAAGCGCGAGUAUUGGCUGAGGUUUCAUUGCUGCCUGAUAAGAUCCGCAUAUCAUCUGGAAGGCGUCCUGUUGCUCUUGCUGCAGGUGUGGUUGAUCGGUCAUAUAAACAUGGAGAAAUGAGGAAGCAGGUUGUGGUUGUUGUCACAUCAGGUUGGUUGGUAAUGUGUUUUGAUCACAACCUUAAAAAGCUAUGGGAAACCAAUUUACAGGAUGAUUUUCCUCAUGGUGCUCACCACAGGGAGAUAGCAAUAUCAAUAAGCAAUUACACAUUGAAGCAUGGUGAUGCAGGAUUGAUUAUAGUGGGAGGGAGGAUGGAAAUGCAUCAUCAAAGCUCUAUGGAUCUAUUUGAGGAAACUAUGAUAGCAGAUGAAGGUGGUGAGCUGCAUCGGAGAAACACUAAUGAAAAAGAGAACUCUGGAAGUGGCAAUGUGGAUCUACGCCAUUUUGCCUUUUAUGCUUUUGCUGGUCGGACUGGCACACUAAGAUGGAGCAGAAAGAAUGACAAUAUCCAGGUACAAUCCUCUGAUUCGUCACAGCUGAUUCCACAACAUAACUACAAGCUUGAUGUUCAUGCUCUGAAUGCUCGUCACCCUGGAGAGUUUGAAUGUAGAGAAUUCAGAGAAUCAAUUCUUGGAGUGAUGCCUCAUCAUUGGGAUAGGAGGGAAGAUACAUCUUUGCAACUAUCAAACUUCCGGAGGCAUAAAAGAAAGUCGCUUAAGAAAACACCUGGGAAAGGUACUACUAGUCCUUUCCAUAAGCCUAUCGAUCACAAUCCACCCGGGAAAGAUUCAUCAAAUAAAAUUGCGAGGGUGAUUGGAAAAGCUGCAGAUUAUGCUGGUUCAGCGAAAACCAAGAAGAGGUCGCUCUAUAUUCCUACCAUAACAAAUCACACUCAAGUUUGGUGGGUCCCAAAUGUAGUUGUUGCGCAUCAGAAGGAAGGAAUAGAAGCUGUGCAUUUGGCUUCAGGGCGGACAAUUUGCCAGCUACAUUUGCCUGAAGGAGGUCUUCAUGCUGAUAUUAAUGGGGACGGUGUCCUAGAUCAUGUUCAGGUUGUUGGGGCUAACGGUGCCGAACAAACUGUUGUUAGUGGUUCUAUGGAGGUGUUAAAACCUUGUUGGGCUGUUGCUACCUCUGGGGUACCUGUACGAGAGCAGCUUUUCAACGUUUCUAUCUGUCAUCAUUCUCCUUUCAAUUUAUUUCAACAUGGAGACUUUGCAAGAAGUUUUGGAAGGAACUAUGAUGUAGGUAGUUUAGAGGUGGCAACUCCUAUCCUGGUAAGCAGAGAUGACGGCCAUAAGCAUCGGAAGGGAAGCCAUGGGGAUGUUGUAUUUUUGACAAACCGCGGGGAGGUCACCUCAUACUCCCCGGGAUUGCAUGGCCAUGAUGCUGUUUGGAGAUGGCAAAUCUCAACUGGUGCUACUUGGUCAAAUGUCCCAUCCCCGUUUCGCAUGAUGGAAGACGUCAUUGUGCCCACACUGAAAUCUUUCCCUUUGCAUGCUCACAGUAACAAGGAGGUGAUAGUUGCAGCUGGUGAGCAUGAGGCGGUGGUGAUAUCUCAUGGAGGCAGCAUGUUAGCAUCCAUCGAGCUACCUGGACUGCCGACACACGCCUUGGUGUUAGAAGACUUCUCCAAUGACGGCCUCACUGACAUUAUUCUGGUAACUUCUGGUGGGGUUUAUGGAUAUGUACAGACCAGGCAGCCUGGAGCGCUCUUUUUCAGCACCCUUGUAGGUUGCUUGAUCGUUGUUAUUGUAGUCAUUUUCGUCUCCCAACACCUGAAUUCCAUAAGCAAGGGGAAACCAAGAGCUUCAAGUGAUCACAGGUGAACUCUAGUGGCUUCCGAGUGAAGGUUUCCCCUCUUCUCCUUAGUUGGGAUCAAAUAGGCUAUAUAGACAUCGCAAAUGAGUAACAUAACAGCACGUCAGAGAUAUAUAUAUUAUCACCUUCAGUCGAAAAUGUUGUUGUACUAACAUUACCAUGCACUCCUUAUACAGCUAAGUUUUGCUUAUUGCACCCUAA
Messenger RNA from Musa acuminata AAA Group (dessert banana), 2457 nucleotides. RefSeq lists its product as uncharacterized. The transcript is spliced from 13 exons. NCBI's taxonomy places the organism in Eukaryota, Viridiplantae, Streptophyta, Magnoliopsida, Zingiberales, Musaceae. The coding region runs from base 174 to 2264 and encodes 696 amino acids. The record is from RefSeq and is a predicted model, not a curated record.